UGUGUUUUUCGAAUAUUGCGUAGCCUACUUAAAUAAACUGAGAGCAAAAAAAAAAAAAAAUGAAAUGUCCAUCUCUUUAAUCUUUACUUCUCUUGUAUAGAAAGACAAGAUUCUCUGUAGGCAUUUGGUGCUUUAAACAAAAAUUAAGCUCUAAUGGAUAAUAAGAUCACUCUAGAAAAAGAGCAGAAUUUGCAGCAUACCUCUACGUGGGCAGUAGCUGUGGUUUGCUUCGUCUUACUAUUUAUUUCGAUUGUCAUCGAAAAAUCUAUUCACAGAAUUGGAACCUGGUUAAAAAAGAAGCACAAGAAGGAUUUAUUUGAAGCUCUUGAAAAGGUCAAAGCAGAGCUUAUGCUGUUGGGAUUCAUAUCACUACUCCUCACAAUUGGACAAACGCCAAUCUCAAAAAUCUGCAUCUCCAAGCAUGUUGCAUCGACAAUGCACCCUUGCAGUGCUGCCCAAGCUGCAAAGAUGAAGGCUGCAGAGAAAGAACAUGGAGGUGGAGAAAAAUCCAGACUUCUUUUUGAGUUAGCUGAAUCUUAUAUCCCUAGACGAAGUUUAGCUACCAAAGGUGACGACAAAUGCACAGGGCAGCCCGGGAAAGUGGCUUUUGUAUCUGCUUAUGGAAUCCACCAGCUGCAUAUAUUCAUCUUUGUUCUCGCAGUGGUUCAUGUUAUUUACUGCAUUGUUACUUAUGGUCUCGGAAAGUCCAAGAUGAGGAGGUGGAAGCCGUGGGAGGAGGAAGCAAAGACAAUAGAGUAUCAGCUUUCCAACGAUCCUGCGAGGUCGAGGUUUGCGAGGGACACAACUUUUGGGAGAAGACAUCUCAGUUUCUGGAGCAAGACGAGUAUUACACUAUGGAUCGUGUGUUUUUUCAGACAGUUCUUUGGAUCUAUCACCAAAGUUGAUUACUUAACACUAAGACAUGGUUUUAUCACGGCGCAUUUCGCUCCACGUAACCAAUCAAUUAUUACCUACGAUUUCCGCAAGCAUAUUCAGAGAACAUUAGAGGAAGACUUCAAAACCGUUGUUGAAAUCAGUCCGGUUAUCUGGUUUGCCGCUGUGCUAUUCCUCUUGACCAAUUCAACUGGAUUACAUUCUUACCUCUGGUUACCAUUCAUUCCACUAGUCGUAAGUCUAAUCGCCGGAACAAAGCUUCAAGUCAUAAUAACAAAAAUGGGUCUAAGAACCCAACAGAAAGACGAUAUGGUGAGAGGCGCCCCAGUGGUUCAGCCUGGUGAUGACCUCUUCUGGUUUAACAACCCACGUUUCUUUCUUUUCCUUAUCCACUUGGUCCUUUUUACGAAUGCAUUUCAACUAGCCUUCUUCGCCUGGAGUACUUUUGAAUUCGGCCUCAAGAAUUGUUUCCAUGAUGAAAGCAUUCCAAAUGUGGUCAUUAGACUUUUAGUUGGAGCUUUUGUACAGAUACUUUGCAGCUAUGUGACUCUUCCACUCUAUGCGCUAGUUACUCACAUGGGUAGUCAACUGAAGCCAACAGUAUUCAAUGAAGAAGUAGCCACGGCAUUAGAGAAGUGGCAUCACACGGCGAAGGACCAGACUAAACACGGAAAACACUCGGAAUCAAACACACCUUUCGCUAGCCGUCCAGCCACACCAUUACAUGAAUCAUCUUCAAGCCAUCUCCUUCACAAUGUCAAUAAACAGAGCGUUGGAAGUCACCCAAGUUCUCAAGAACACGACCACUCUUGGGAUCCUGAGUCUCAACACCAAGAAGCUGAAACUUCCACACAUAAUCCUCUUGCCCAUGAAAGCUCAGAGAAAAAGAAGCCGGUUCUCUCAUCUUCAGAACUUCCUCCUGUGAGGACUAGCAAAAGCUUCAGCAAUUCUUCUUUUAAGAAAUGAUGAUUCUUGAUAUCAGUGGGAAUUAUAAUAAUGUUUCUAUUAAUUAAUCAUUGUUGCAUGCAUCUGUUCAUCAUAUCUGUACAAGCUGUUUUCGAAUAUAUAUUUUAUAAGACUCUUGUAUAAUAA
Camelina sativa (false flax) is the source of this 1986-nucleotide messenger RNA. Its product is annotated as MLO-like protein 2. NCBI's taxonomy places the organism in Eukaryota, Viridiplantae, Streptophyta, Magnoliopsida, Brassicales, Brassicaceae. Gene Ontology annotation, biological process: defense response. Gene Ontology annotation, cellular component: membrane. The record is from RefSeq and is a predicted model, not a curated record.